UUCGGCCCUGCCGAACGAGAGGUGCUACUGCGCGCUGCCGAGGGUGGUGAGGGUGAAAAGAAGGAGAAAGGAAGAGGGUGGAAAAGAGACGGGAAGAGUGGAAGAGCACGAUAGCGCGUACGGUGCGGCUGUCUGCGGCUGCUCGGUCGUCAGUUGGUGAUCGUGGAUGAUCGCACGCACGCUCGGGGGUGACGGGCGCGUCUACAUUCGCGAGGAGGGCGAUGGAGCCUUCGUGCGUCUCGUUGGCGAUCGAGUGAGACGCGCCGUCGUCGAAUCGCGUCCCCGUCGCCGUCUCCGUCGCCGUUAGUGUAGCAAGUAUCGUCCUCCGUGACCGCGAGUGCACGGACUGGCGAGAGGCAACGCGACCGAAAAAAAGGAGGAAGCAGCCCCCACGAGCAGCGGAGCGACAAAAUGUCGACGUACCAUUAUUUAUCGUGAAGGAGACAAGGGAAAGAGAGAGAGAGAGAGAGGGAGAUAGAGAAACAGAGAGAGAGAAAGAAAAAAAAGUGAGAAGAAAGAUAGGAAGAAAAAAAGAGAGAGAGAGAAAGAGAAAAGAGGGUUAAACACACACAGUGACGAUAUCUCUCUCGAGUUGUUGAAGCGGAGGAGACGAGGGACCUCGUCAUGACACGGAGCGAUCGUCGGCAGCAUGCGACGCGACCAUAAUUCGUAACGGAAACCCGGGGCGUCAGCCUCUCGGAACUGUUUUGAUACGGCCAACGGAGAAGCUGGACAGCUGACCGCGGAGCCGCGAUGUACGCCGCGGCGGGUGGUGCUAGCAUCGCCAACCGGAGGAAGCAGAAACGGCUGCAGCUGAACAAGCAGGGCGGCGGCGCCGCGACUCCUGUCAUCAAUGUCGUCCCGCCAAGACUAAAGGGUGCCGCCGGGGCGCGUUAUCAGCAGCAGCAGCAGCAGCAGCACUAUCACCACCAGCAUCAGCAUCAGCACCACCAGCACCAGCACCAGCACCAACACCAGCACCAGCACCAGCACCAGCACCACCAUCACCAUCACCAGUACCAGACCAAGCUCGGCCGGCUGUACCAGACGGUACCGCCGGCGGUGUCGGCGCCGCGAGCGCAGCAUCAGCAGCAACAGGCGCCUACGUCGACAUCGUCGUCGUCGGCCGCGUUCCACCCGGGUGCCGACGCCGACAGCCGGCACCGUCACCACGCCGACCACCGCAAGUCGUCGCAGCAGCAAGUCGCGCCGCUCUCGCCGAUCCAGUUCCCGAUCUCGCCGCCCCCGCUCUCCCUCGAGUCCUCGGUGUCCGCCACAACCUGUCCCAACAACAACAACAAGGCCAGCAACUUCCCCUUCCCGCCACCCUCGAUCCUUGAUCUCCGAGUCUCGCCUCCUACUUCGGAGCCACAGUGCGGCGGUCAGGGACCCGGCGGUAAGGCAGCAUGGCAAGGGUGCAACAGGCCUUCGCUUCCCCUAUCGCCCACAUCGCCCGGUUGUCGCGGAGAGGGUUACAAGACGAAGCAGUGCGAGGCGCAUCGGCGAUGGAUGAAGAGGAACAGGAUACGAGACGCCAGUUACUGCUACGGCAGCAGCGGCGAGGACGAGGAGGAAGAUGACAGCAGUAACGCCGUUCGCCACCGGGGAGAGGUCAGCGCGGCGGUCAAUACCGUGCUUUAUGCGGGCUUAGGGACCACGGCGCUCGGUUUAAUAAUCUCGUUCGUCGGCACCGGGGAGAAGGGCUUCCUCAGUCCGGAGCUCAGGCUGGUCGGUCCAUCGCUGCUCUGCGUCGGGCUGCUGUGCUGCCUGUUUCGCGUGCUACUGUGCCUCUGCCUGUGCCGUUGCGGCUCAUGCCGCUGGCGGUUCUGCCAGGUCGCCUCGCACAAAAAGGAGAAGGCGAGGAAGGCCGAGGCACGGCCCACGGGGACGUUGUCGACCGCCUCGUUGUUGCCGCCGGCGCAGCAGGAGCAUCAGCAACAGUCGCAGCAGCAACAGCGACAUCACCAACAGGAUCGGCAACCGACAGCGCCUAUGAGCCGUUCAGUGUCGCCGGCGACGAAAGGACACGAGCUCCUGCUCUCGCCUGCCCAGUUGCCGGAGUGAAGCGGCCGCGCGCGCGCGCGCGCCGCGGCGCGAACGAACGUUUUUUACGAAAUGAAUUCUAUAAACGCCGAUCUACUGCCGGUUCUCGCCCGACUCACUCGAUCUAGUCUACCCGGUCGCGGCCUGAAUCGUUCUCUCUUCUCUAUCUCGCAGACUCUCAGCGCAUCCUGAAAAAAAAAGAACAAAAAAAAAACAGCGUAGCCUCUAAUGCGUUUCUCUAGAGCUUAAACAAUAGAGGAAUAAAGGAAUCGGCCAUGUUUUCUACCCUUUUGUCGUGUACGAAGAAGUAAAGGAACCAUCACACGUCGUCGACGGGUCGACUCUCUCGCA
Molecule: messenger RNA, 2394 nt
Organism: Harpegnathos saltator (Jerdon's jumping ant)
Lineage: Eukaryota; Metazoa; Arthropoda; Insecta; Hymenoptera; Formicidae
Product: dendritic arbor reduction protein 1
Exons: 4
Coding region: 754-2064 (436 amino acids)
Biological process (GO): nuclear polyadenylation-dependent CUT catabolic process; nuclear polyadenylation-dependent rRNA catabolic process; TRAMP-dependent tRNA surveillance pathway
Cellular component (GO): TRAMP complex
Molecular function (GO): RNA binding
Source: RefSeq, a predicted model, not a curated record